Messenger RNA from Hippocampus zosterae (dwarf seahorse), 1400 nucleotides. It is a transcript of the gene wdr18, whose product is annotated as WD repeat domain 18. Gene Ontology annotation, biological process: DNA-templated DNA replication; rRNA processing. Gene Ontology annotation, molecular function: protein binding. Gene Ontology annotation, cellular component: nuclear pre-replicative complex. Lineage: Eukaryota; Metazoa; Chordata; Actinopteri; Syngnathiformes; Syngnathidae. The transcript has 10 exons. Bases 51 to 1340 code for a protein of 429 amino acids. The record is from RefSeq and is a predicted model, not a curated record.
UUUUCUCCGGUGACGGAAGUGACGCCACAGCUCAAAGAAGAAGCCCAAAAAUGUCGGCCCCGUUAGAGGUGGUCAUGAGCAGCGACGCGAGCUCUCAGCUUUGGAACGUAUCCGUGUUCGACGUGCAUAGCGGCUCCAGCCUGCUCUCCUACCGCGGCGGCAACAGUUCGGCCCGCACGCUGUGUCUCGUCAACGGCCAGUACCUGCUGUCCGCGCAGCUGGCCAAGAACUUCAUCAACGUUUGGGAGAUCCACAGGAAGGAGCAGCUUCAGCAGAAGAUCGUUUGUCCGGGUGCCGUCACGUGCAUCAGCGCCUCAGCGGACGGUGUUUUCUUGGCGGCCGGCGUGGGCGAAGCUAUUUAUUUGUGGGAGGUGUCCACAGGCAAGCUGUUGUAUGUGGUCACUCGUCACUACCAGGACGUUACCUGUGUCAAGUUCACGGAUGAUGGCAGCCAUUUUGUUUCUGGAGGGAAAGACAGUGUGGUUCUGGUGUGGAGUCUCAGCAGUGUGAUCCAGGUGGACUUAAGCUAUGCCCCCGAGCCUCGUCACAUCCUGUCUCAUCACUCUCUGCCAAUCACAGACCUCCACUGUGGCAUGAUGGGAGCUCAGGCCCGAGUCGCCACUGCGUCCUUGGACCAAACAGUCAAGCUGUGGGAGGUGUCUUCAGGCGAACUCCUCCUCUCGGUGCUCUUUGAUGUAGAAAUCAUGUCCGUGACCCUUGACCCAUGCGAACACUUCCUGUUCUGUGGCGGCAGCGACGGGAACAUCUUCCAGGUUUCUCUGUGCACCCAGCAGGGCGCGUCGGCGGAUAAAUCGUUCCAGUGCGAAGGCGAGGGGAAGCGAACAUUCAAAGGACACAGGAAAAUGGUCACCUGCCUGUCCGUGUCCAUGGAUGGGACGCUCCUGGUGUCGGGAUCGCACGAUGAGUCGGUGCGACUGUGGGAUGUCCAAAGCAAACAAUGCGUCCGUUGCUUCGCUCACAAAGGCCCGGUGACAAACGCAAGCAUCGUGGUGGCUCCCGCCAACAUGUUCCUACCCGACUCGCGACCCUCCGUCCCCCUGCCGCGAUUUAGCCGCCACCAGCUGGAAAGCGACGGCGGCCAAUCGGGCGAAGCCUGCGUCCGCCUCGGACUCUACGCUCAGGAGGAGGAGCCGGCCUACCUGCAGAAAGCCGACAGACUCGACGCUUUGAUGAACAGCGUGAGCGACAAGUGGCUUCUGGGAGACGGCGAGAACAGCAAAGCGCGUGUGGCCGAGCUGGAGGAGGAGGUUCAAACGCUGAAGAAGGUCAACAAAGAUUUGUACGACUUCUCCAGUCAGCUGCUGACCAAAGCCACGUGAGGCUUCGGCAUCCCGCUUGCAUCGAGUUUCGAUUCGAACCAAUAAAAGUGCUCCUGCUCA